GUGGUGUUGUUGGUAGGUGUACCAGGAUUUCCUGAAAGCCCCACCAAUUUUCUGGUUAUACCAAAAUCACUCCCAUCUCAUCUCAUGCCUCCAAAUUUCUUCACCUACCAAGUUUUCAAAUAAAACACACAUAAUUAAUUCACAAAACCCCAUCCCCGACCCCGAUUCUCUUUCAUUCAAGCCCCCAGUUUUGAUUCGAAUCGCGUUCUCAGUCUUUCCCUUGUUUUUUUCACCCACAGCUGAGAGACGCCCCCACCGGCCCAACUCCCUCGUAUAAAUUUGCUUGCCUUCAGCUGGGUGGCAAGUUGCCUGGGAAAACCGUGGGUUUUGGGGGGAUCGCUCAACUAUCGCUAGGAUGGAUUUGGAAUUCCUGCAGACAGUUGACCCUCAGAUCCUCGUGGGAGUUGCAGUGGCUGUUGUCGCCAUUGCCAUUGGUGCUAUCUUCCUCUUCUCUUCCAAGAAACCUAGAGGUGUCUUAGACCCUGAGAACUUCAGGGACUUUAAACUCGUCAAGCGCACGCAGCUUAGCCAUAAUGUGGCCAAGUUCACGUUUGCACUGCCUACUCCAACUUCAGUUUUGGGCUUGCCUAUUGGUCAGCAUAUUAGUUGCAGGGGCAAGGAUAGUCAGGGAGAGGAAGUCAUUAAACCCUAUACUCCAACUACGCUUGACUCUGAUGUUGGAUCUUUUGAGUUAGUUAUUAAGAUGUAUCCACAAGGAAGAAUGUCCCACCAUUUCAGAGAGAUGCGUGUUGGCGAAAGUCUCGCUGUGAAAGGACCCAAGGGGCGAUUUAGAUACCAACCUGGCCAAGUUAGAGCUUUUGGAAUGCUUGCUGGUGGCUCUGGCAUUACACCAAUGUUCCAAGUUGCCAGAGCCAUACUGGAAAACCCGAAAGACCAGACGAAGGUCCAUCUUAUUUAUGCCAACGUAACACAUGAUGACAUUUUGUUAAAGGAGGAAUUGGAAGGUCUUGCUUCUCGGUACCCUGACAGCUUCAAGAUCUACUAUGUCUUGAAUCAGCCCCCAGAGGUUUGGAAUGGUGGUGUUGGUUUUGUUUCAAAGGAAAUGAUUCAAACCCAUUUGCCAGCUCCAGCAGCUGAUAUCCAGGUAACCUUUGCUGAGUUCCUUGCUUCUACUUUGCAUUAUGUCAUUCAUCAGUGCUCCUGCUAUGCCAUCAACUUCAUCAGCUGCUAACCAUAUAACGAUGCAAAUGUGCAGAUUCUUAGGUGUGGACCGCCACCGAUGAAUAAGGCCAUGGCAGCACACCUUGAAGCGAUUGGCUAUACCCCCGAGAUGCAGUUUCAGUUCUGAUCUAAACAUGUUUAUUCGAGCUCGGGAGCAAUUUCAAUUGCGCACUUUGUUGUAGUUGGCUUUCACCUAGUCUGAAUGAUUGUGCUCAUGCCCUCCUCUUAUCUGAGAACAAAAUGAAAUGUGCCUGCUUGACUUUUCAUUGCUCGUUGUGGAUGUUGAAACUAACAAAGAGCUCCUUAAGUUUUGGC
Linum tenue is the source of this 1497-nucleotide messenger RNA. NCBI's taxonomy places the organism in Eukaryota, Viridiplantae, Streptophyta, Magnoliopsida, Malpighiales, Linaceae. The record is from the annotation of a GenBank genome assembly.